Rhinichthys klamathensis goyatoka is the source of this 3779-nucleotide messenger RNA. RefSeq names its product testis expressed 2 (gene tex2). NCBI's taxonomy places the organism in Eukaryota, Metazoa, Chordata, Actinopteri, Cypriniformes, Leuciscidae. Gene Ontology annotation, cellular component: endoplasmic reticulum. The record is from RefSeq and is a predicted model, not a curated record. Gene Ontology annotation, molecular function: lipid binding. Bases 225 to 3395 code for a protein of 1056 amino acids. The transcript is spliced from 12 exons.
UGCUCUCGCCUGGGGGUCUGUGAGCUUUAUUUGCGCUCCGCUUCCCUGUGAUGUGCUGCUGUCACUGGAUUAUAAACAUUAUAAACUCAGACAUGAUCGCAGCGACGGGCGGGAUCGAUUGUGGAAGCGCGUCCGAAUAUACAACGCGUUGGAUGAGAUUCUGCGUGUAGUUUCGGCAGGAUAAUGAAGAAGUGUAAUGGCUGUGAGCUCUUUUGAGUGGUGCCAUGACCAGUCAGGGUGAUGACCAUGAAGACAGACUAAACCCCCAAGCAUCAUCUUCUUCCUCUCGGCCCUCAGCUGCCCGUAAGCUGCAGGUCCAGCGCUCGCUCUCCCGGGACACCAUCACCAUACACUUCUCAGCCAAAGGACAUGAGGAAGAGGAGGAGGAAGAGGACCUUUAUAGGCUCGCGGUUUCCCCGUCUGGCCUUGAAACCGAAGAUCAGGGCGUAGUCACGGCUCAGGAGGCCAGCGAGGAGCUUCUCUCUGAAGGAUUGGGAGUGGACGUGGUUACAGGACUGGCUUCGCAAACACACAGUUCAGCGUUGGCGAUCACACACCCCUCCGUUAGCUUAGGUUCCUCGUCCACUUCUAGUCUUAUUAGCUUCUCAUGGCCUUCGGAACAAAGGUCGAGUGUACCGGUACCUUCCACGCAUUCGGUUUCAUCGACUUCAUCCCCAGCUAAAGCUUCUGCUUUACCUUCGAAGCCGUUCCUAAGCCUAGUCAAGUCUCUUUCCACUGAUGUGGAGGCACCCACUGUUCCCCCCCAAUCGAUAAGACACCGACAUUUAAUGAAAACCCUUGUUAAGUCUUUAUCCACGGACACUGCUCGACCCGAACAUGAGUCUUCCUCAGCUCAUCGCUCGCAGGAUUCACGCCUCAAUCUGCACCUUUUCAAACCGUUCACCCAAACUCGUGUUCCCGCGGUCACUGGCGACUCCAAAACCGCUCCCUCAUCCCCGUUAACCUCUCCCGAUAGCCGCUCCUUCUUUAAAGUUCAAGAGGUUGAGGCACGAAUCGAAGACACGAGGCGUCGUCUAUCCGAGGUCAUGUACGAGCCUCUCCAGCUUCUCAGCAAGAUAAUCGGCGAGGAAACCGGUAGCACGACCGCGGGAGUCUCUUAUCGGUCCAGAAACCUUUCGUCCAGCGCAACUGAACUCUCAAACUUGUCUGCUCUCAACGGCCACUCGGAAAGCAACAAUAACUACUGCAUUAAAGAAGAGGAAGACGUGGACGGGGAAAGUCCUCUCGAGGGGGCGAGUGUUGACUUGCCUCUUCACAGAUCGCCAUCUCUCGGAUUAAACCGAUGUAUCAUGUCGACUCUUGCUCGUCAGGAAGAUGAAGAGUUCUGCGAGCUCUACCCGGAAGACUUCGAGCUUUGUAAUGAGUUAGAUGGGGAAGAACCCCAGUCAUCUCAAGCCCGUCGAGGGAGUAGCGAGGAACCGACUGAAGGAGGCGAGGAAGACGAGGAGGAAGACGAGCCUCCAGGAGUUCCCCACAACGGAUUGAUUCUUCUGAUAGCGAUGGUUUACGGUUACUUUGUGUUGCCACUCCCUGCCUAUGUGUGUUGGGUGUUGACGGGAGUGGUGGCGGGGUUCAUGCUGGCGAUCCUGAUGGUGUGGUUGUCUGCGAGGCGAAGGCCUUCGUGGGGUCGUAACAGCAACUGGAACCGAAGAGAGAACUGGAACCGGGUUCCUCUGGAUAUCACCGAACCUGCCAUACACAAGGGUUGGAUGAACGAGAUCUACAGCUACGACCCGGAGACGUAUCACGCCACGCUCACACACUCAGUGUAUGUGCGUCUGGAGGGCUCGGUGCUGCGCCUGUCCAAACCCAACCGCAACGUCCCGCGCCGGGCCACCUUCAGCGAGCUCAAGCCCGACGUCUCCUACAUCAGCCAGAAGAUCUAUGAUCUCACCAACAGUAAAAUCUACCUGGUGCCCCAGAGCCUGGCCCGGAAAAGGGUGUGGAACAAGAAGUACCCCAUCUGCAUCGAGCUGGCCAAGCAGGACGACUUCAUGGCCAAAGCUCAGGGCGAGAGGAGCGAGGUGUCGGAGGAGAAGACCCCUGUCCUCGGAGAAAAGCCUGAGAGCGUGGCCGUCCCGGAGGAACCCAAGAGAGCGCACACUCAACCUGUGCUGUACCUGUUCGGGAGGACCGGGCGAGACAAGGAGGAGUGGUUCAGGAGGAUGCUGUUUGCCUCCAAACUGAAAUACGAAGCCAAGAAGCCCUCGGGCCUGCCGACAAGCGGUCUGUCUCAGAGUCGCAGCAGCAGUCGUUGCAGUCUGGAUGAAGUGCUCCAGUCUCAUCCCAGGCAAAAAGACCUCGGUGCCAGUGUCAAACAGAAGGUUCUGGAGUACAACGUCUACAUGGCCAAAUAUGUGAGCCAGUCCACCGGCAGCCCGGCCGCAAGCCCUGUCCAGAGCGCUGGAAACAGCCCGGGAACCGUCAAGAAGUUUCCAGAGAGUCGUGAGCAGGAGGCCGAGUCCGAGGCCUGGGUCAAUGCUCUUUUGGGUCGCAUCUUCUGGGACUUUCUUGGAGAGAAAUACUGGGCAGACGUGGUGUCCAAGAAGAUCCAGAAAAAGCUGAGUAAGAUCAGGCUCCCGUACUUCAUGAAUGAGCUGACCCUCACUGAGCUGGACAUGGGGAUAUCCAUUCCCAAGAUCCUCAGCUCCUCCAAACCAUCCGUAGAUCACAGAGGCCUUUGGUUUGACCUGGAGAUCUCGUACAACGGUUCGUUUCUCAUGACUCUUGAAACCAAGAUGAACCUGACCAGACUGGGAAAGGAGGGAGAAAGCUUAGGAGAACAGGGGAAAGAAGGACCCAGACCGCGCGCUUACUUCUUGGCCGACAGUGAUGAAGAGUCAUCGAGUGCGGGAUCCUCUGAUGAGGAAGAUGCUGCCGAAGUGCCUGAGAUUACAGGAGUGGAAGGUUAUGUUGGCGGACACCGAUCCAGCAAAAUCAUGCGCUUUGUGGACAAGAUUGCCAAGUCCAAGUAUUUCCAGAAAGCCACAGAGACGGAGUUCAUCAAGAAGAAGAUGGAGGAGGUGUCCAACACCCCGCUGGUGCUGACGGUGGAGGUCCAGGAGUGCCAGGGAACACUAGCGGUCAACAUCCCACCGCCUCCGACUGACCGCAUCUGGUAUGGUUUCAGAAAGCCUCCUCGUCUGGAACUGAAAGCUCGGCCUAAGCUGGGCGAGAGAGAGGUUACUUUUGCUCAUGUGACGGACUGGAUAGAGAAGAAACUAGAUCAGGAGUUUCAGAAAAUCUUUGUAAUGCCAAACAUGGAUGACGUCUGGCUGCCUAUCAUGCACUCUGCCAUGGACACGCGGUCCGACGCCAAUGCCUUGAAGGACGAGGACACCGCGGACCCCGAGGAAUCCCUUGAUGACAUGUGAAGAUGUGCUUCUGUGUAAAGCAGAAGAGAAACACUCAAGUCCCAUGAGGGCAAGACUAUACCUGACUUGGAAAUUACAGGUGCCAUAUUGCCCAUUGAACACAGCUGUGAAAAAUACCAACACAUCCAUAACUAAAAGAAAGGACAAAAUUGCUUGCUUGCUUGCUUUUGAUUUGAUUGGGACAGUCCCGAAUGCACAUGCUGUUGGCCCUCGAAAACAGGAUGAAAGAGGUUUUGGUGAUGCGUACAGGUGAAGUGACAUAGAAGGUCUGGGUAAAGUGUACUCUACCUCUGUUUGAUGCACGCUGACUUACCAAACGUCCCGGGGUCGCAUGGCACAACCUAAACUCUUAUCCUGUAAUAGCCUAAGGCCUGGUCAGCAGAU